CAGGGUUGGUGGAUGCCGCCGAGGCUGUGGGCCGGGAUUGGCUGCGCCAGCUUUCCGUUCCGAGGCUGUGUGUUGCGAGCGCCGUCGCUGCGGUGUUGCCGCCCUGCUGUCGGCCUCUGGCUCAGGGGAGGCGGAUCAAUUUAAUAACUUUGAGUAUUGCAUCAAGUCUUGAGAAACAGAUAUGCAAGUGAUUUGUACUUCCAUUAUGGCAGUGUGGAAGGAGAACUCAAGCCAGAAAUAUGCAUAAACUUAAGGUUUCAUGGACAAAUAAAAUGAUAGCUCAGAUGGACUGAGGAGAUGGCGGAAAGAAAACUUCUGGGAGAAUAUGGAUCUGAUUGAAGGCUUUUCUAACAAGACUCUGCUGAAUUGCACAAUGGGUCAGGAAGCUGGGAAGCCCACAUGGCCAAAACCAGCAGGAGGGUAUCAGACUAUUACAGGCAGAAGAUAUGGAAGAAGGCAUGCCUACGUCAGUUUUAGACCAUCACUGACGAAUCAAGAGAGAAAUUCGAACCAACAUGGCGAAGAAUGUGAAGGAUUAGAACUAGAUGAUGUUCAAAAAGAAAAUUCUUUGUGUUCCAGUCCACUGACCCAAGUACAUUCUGCUUUAGCAGAUGUACCAUUGGUAGCGAAUGUUGGAUCAGAAGAUCCUGCUAAUCAAGCUGAACCGAGCCAAGCAAUCAACACAGAUACUUCAUUUUCUCCGGCAUGUUACAAUAUGGCAGGUAGCCAAACUGUGAGUAGCAAUGUGAAUUCUGAUAUUUCUCAUGAUUGUGCAGAGUAUACUUCUGGAGAGCAUAACAACCUAAAUGGACAGAAUGGAAUUGCUUUUGUAAACAUUGACUCUUAUGAGCCAGAUAGCAGUGAUGGAGAGGAUGAGGGUGACCAGACUGCUCAUUCCUUAGCUAAAGAAGAAGCAGGAAUAUUUCAAGAGGCACUAGAUAGUAUGCUUUCUGAGUUGGAGAAAGGAAUGGACUCUUUCAGUGAUCUACAGUCGCAUCUGUCCAAUUUCAGUAAUCAUUCCCUGAGCAAAAGUUUUGAAGACCUAAGACCAGUGCCUUUCAAGAGACAUUCUAGCAUAGAAUCCGAUAUUGAUUGCCAGACUAAGACAUCUCUGAAAACAUCCAGUGAAGAAGACUCUCUAGUAAAAAAUAACUUUAGUACAAUUUGUGGCACAGAACAGCAAAAAAAUACAUCUGACCCUACUGUUAGGACCCCAGUAGGGUUUUCUAAUGAAUUGAGUAUUAAUAACAUGAAGACGGACCAAGGGAAUUCAUCUGAACUGGUUGUAAGACCCAAAGUUAGAGAACAGAAUUCUGUAAGCCAGAUGGAUAAGAAGCAGUCUCUUAAGAAAGAGGAGGAAGAAAAGAGCAGUACUAGAAGAUGGAGUGAGAAUGUGGAUGUCCAGCAAUGCAGUGCAGAAUGUGUCUUGAAAUACAGUAAAGAAAAAAUCAAUUCAAGUAUGUUUUUUGACCCAAGAGACUAUGAAGGAACUCGAAAGAAAACAAAAAGUGAAAUAAGGAAACAAAAUAUAACUCUUCAAGAUGACAAAAGUAAAGUAGAUGAUAGUGCUUUCUGGGAUGAAUUUGAAGAUAGUGGCAGAAACCUGUCUAGCUCAAUCAAAGAUGACAGCUCUGAAUGCAGUGAUGGUGAAUGGUCUGCUUCUCUGCCUUCCUAUUUUGCUGUGACUGUGAAAGAUCAGUCCUCAAGUGAUGAGAGCUGGGAGACUCUUCCAGGAAAAGAGGAACAGGAGCCUGAGGUGCAAAGUGACAGCAGUGGUGUGGAAGAAGAGCAUAAUGAGUUUGGUUUCCAAGCAGGGGAACAGACCUCUCUGGAGGAUGGUGAGAUUCCUUGGCUACAGUAUCAUGAAGAAAUUGAAAGCAGCAGUGAUGAGGAAAAUGACCAAGUUAGCCAUUUUGUACAUCCUGGCUUUUUCAUGUUGGAUGGAAACAACAAUCUAGAAGAUGAUUCCAGUAUGAGUGAAGAUCUAGAUGUGGAAUGGAGGCUACUUGAUGAAUUUGGUGAUGGCCUAGGUGUUGCGCAAGCCAUUUCUUAUGUGGAUCCUCAGUUCCUUACCUAUAUGGCCCUGGAAGAACGGUUGGCACAAGCCAUGGAGGUAACAAGCAUGUUCAUGGAAAUGACUUAUCAGCGUCUACAGACUGCUCUGGCCCAUCUGGAGUCUCUUGCAAUUGAUGUUGAGCAGGCUCAUCCGCCAGCUAGUAAAGAGAGCAUAGACUGUCUGCCACAAAUCAUCAUAACAGAAGAUCACAAUGCUGUAGGUCAGGAGCAGUGUUGUGCAAUCUGCUGCAGUGAGUACAUCAAAGAAGAAAUUGUAAUGGAGCUUCCAUGUCACCACUUCUUUCAUAAGCCUUGCAUAACACUUUGGCUACAAAAGUCUGGAACGUGUCCCGUAUGCCGUCAUGUGCUUGCACCUGUUCUUCCAGAAGCAGCCACUCCCACAGUCACCUUCCUGCCUGAUCAUGACUCUGCUCCUUCGGUCCACAGCCCUUCAGAAACACAAUAAAAAUGAACACCUGAAAAGAGAGUUUGACCCAUCAGACUUUACUGUAAAUUUAUCCUGUUUAAUUACAAUGUGAAAUUGCUUUGUAUGUAAGUAUAUAAUAAUAAACACACUUCAAAAUAUUAGUUUAGAAAGAGGAUGUAUGAGCUUUCUACAUGGUUUAGGUUUACAGUGAAGAGUAGUUCUUCUAACAGACUGAAAGGUGGGAAAGAUUGCACUAGUUUUCUGCAGUAAAACAUGUUGCUGUUAACUAUAAUGCUUGUAUUAAAUUUGUCUGAUGAAAUUAUUAACGUGGCACUCUUGUUCAAGUUAAUGCAACUGCAGUGCAGUUGGAGCUGACAAAAGUUAUGCAUAUAGCCUGUUUUACAUUAUAUAAUUGGGGCUUGGGUUGUUUCUUUGUUUAAAAAUAGUGCCACUUAAUUACUUUGUACAUAGCUCUUUCAUAUUUGCAUCAAAUGUGAAGACGUUCUGUGAUCCACAGCAGUAAUAUAUACUUUGGUUUCACUGGAAAUAAACAGCAUAAUCAAA
This is a messenger RNA of Hemicordylus capensis (graceful crag lizard), 3046 nucleotides long. It is a transcript of the gene PJA2, whose product is annotated as praja ring finger ubiquitin ligase 2. The transcript has 12 exons. Lineage: Eukaryota; Metazoa; Chordata; Lepidosauria; Squamata; Cordylidae. The coding region runs from base 326 to 2521 and encodes 731 amino acids. The record is from RefSeq and is a predicted model, not a curated record.